AUGGGCCGACGCGCGAACCCGUUCCCUCGCGACAUCGACGUCGACGCCGCGAUGUACGCCGAUCCCGCGUUCCACGCCGCGGCGCCGGACGCGUACGUGUGCGCGCUCACGCUGCGAGUGAUGAAGAAUCCCGUCGUCGUCGCGAAGACGGGACGGACGUACGAGAAAGCGGCGAUCGAAGCGUGGAUCGCGAUCAAUCACACCGAACCGUGCGAUCGACGGGUGACGCUGGAGGACUUCGCGUCGACGUGCUCGAGCAACACGGGGCUGUACGCGCUCGUCGAACGCUUCGUGGAUGCGGCGAAGCGGUUGAAACCGGGAGCGCUGCUGGACGGCACGGUGGCGGCGCGAAUGAAGGCUGCGGCGCUGAAAACGACGGUGGUGGUGGUGGAACAUAACGUGCACGUGUUUAAAAAGCAACCGUCGAUGCUCAGGCAGUUGUCGAAAACGUUGAGCUUUGGACUCGCGGGGGACGGGAGGGCGCCGGCGCUCGGGACGAUUCCAGACGUGAAACCGAACGGAUCGACGGUCGACCAAGGGCUUUCAAAAGUUGAUGAGGGUGAUGUUGUCGUGUUUCCUGAUGAAGUUCCCGAUCGGAAGUACGUACACGUCACGUCGUUGGAGUAUCCGGACAAAUCCAAGCCGGCGGAUGGGAGAUUCUUUCGCUUCGACAUGGAUGAGCUCACGCGCGUCAUCGGACACGAGUGGGCGAAUAAGGAUCUGAAGGCGUACAAAACAGAAAAUUUUAGCGUCAAAUCGGGGAAAGGCGCGACUUUCUGUGUGUAUCGACAAGAAAAGCGUUCGGCGAUCGUCGUUUUUGGCGGUCCAAACGGCAUGGGCGUGGGCUGUUAUCACCCCGUCGAGAGCGCGCAGCCGGGCGACUGGCUCGUCGGCGAGCCCAUCGAACUCAUCGCGUACCGUGGCUUGCCGAAGGGUGUGCGAUUCAUGGAUCCGAGCAAAUUCGAUUCGAUCAAGUUUGUUGAAGACUACUCCAAAGACGACGACGCCCACUUCAUGACGGGCGGCGUCAACGACGAGCCAAUCGAGCGAAUAUUCCCUGGCCAAAGUGGAAUUUACCCGAAAGAGCAAAAUUACCGAGGAGGCAAGCGUACGAUGUGGCUCAUGUUCGAGAUCAAGCUGAAGCAUCCCACCGGAUCAGACCCCGAGUUGAUCAACGGGCGUCCGUACACUCCAAUCGGCGUCUUCAUCGAUAAUCGAACGCUCCUGCAAGCGGGUGGUUGUUGUCAGACAUACAACUGCCGCGACAACGAGGGCAUUAACAGUCAAGGUGAAGGUCAACCUUCUUUUCGAAGUGGACUGUGCACGGAUGAUAAAAACAAGCAACAUUUCGGAGCUCUCAUGCUGCAUCGCGACAGAAAGUACGAACCUAUCACUCACUUUAAGUUUAAUGUUCGUGUGCCUGACAAAGGCGCCCCCGGGGUGCCGUGCUACAGUGAAAAGUACGGCGGCGGUGUUCACGUCGGCUUACUCGAGGGUGAUCCUGACUUGCUCGGGGUUGGUUGGGGGUCUAACAAGUGGCCAACCAAGGACGAAGGCAACCGCGGCGAAGAGUGCGUUGAUGACGCAUCAAAAUGGGGCGACAAAUCCAUCAGUGGGCCAAACGCGCAGGAGCGUGACGAGUUUUACGUGUACAAUCCUCACAAAAAACCACCGCCCCCGAAAGAGCGGACGUACAAAACGGCGUCGGGUGAGAAGAAAGUCGUAAAGCUGAAGCCCGAUGCGUUUGUGUUCCCUCGACAACGAAGAAAGCUCGUCGAUCCACACCUUGAUGUCGUGAGCAUCGAUUACCCCGGCGGUGUCAUGCCCGGCAAAACAGAGCCAGAGCCUAAAGGGAAGUGGUUUCGCUUCAAGAGCUCGCAGCUCUCUGCCAUCACGGGCAUUGAAGAUUGGGGCGAUGCGAGUUACGAAGGCUGGAAGACGGGCGUCAUAAAAGGCGGCGAUGGCGCCUCAUUCGCGAUCCCCAACGACACGAGCGCGGGCGAACGACGUGGGAGCGUCAUAGUGUUUCAGCACGAGUCGGGCAUCGGCGUCGGUUGCGCGAAUCCUUGCGAUUACGCCCACGAAGGGGAUUGGAAGCCGGGCGAUCGCAUCGAGUUGUUGGCGUAUUCGCAUGACAACCAACCUCCGCCGUACACAUUCACGCUGUCGAUGGACAACUACGUGUGCCAGACGGAAACUGGUUGGAACUUACCCGGGCAUUUAAUUCGGUAUGGUCAAUGCGGUCUUGUCGGUCCGUGGUGGAAAGAACUGGAGAUUGAAUUUCAGAUUGAAGCCGCGAGCGUGGGGACACGAAUUUACGGCGUUCACACGGAUGCGUCGUUCGAAGCUCUUCCGUUCACGGCGAAAGCGCUGCGUUCGGAUGGAAAGUGGCAUAAAAUAGAGCUCAGUACAGAAAACGUUCGCUGGGGACGGGCGUUCAAGUCGAUCAUGGAUGAUGUGUCCGCCGUGCGUGUGCGAUGGGAAUCAACGGACUUGCACAAGCUCGCGAACUCGACGGCGCGCUCUGGCGGCGGUAUUCACGCCAAUAUUCUCGGCACGUCCACCGCCAUCAAUGUUCUCGACAUUCGGCGACACGGUUAUCCGUCCGAUGGCUCGAUUUUCCGUUUCGAUAAAGACGCCGUACGUGCGCUAAACUGUGGGAAGUGCGACGGGUCGAACUGGGCCGGCACUUACGAAGUUUUAAACUUGCGAAACGGCAAGAAGGGCAAAGUGAUGCUCGCGGACAAACCGGAUGAAACCGUUCUAGAAACUUACGUCGCCUCUCACACACAAAAACCUUCGGAACCCGUGCCCGCCGACAAGCCUUCACCAGUUGCGGCGGCAGUGAUGCCGAUGCCGCCGGCGACGACGCAAGCUGUGAUGCCGAUGGCGUCGCACGCUCCCGUGCAGAAAACCCCGUACAGAAACCCGACGGGUUUUCUCUCCUGCUGCCUUUCGGCGCCAAAACGGCUUGAGACGCCGGUGUCCAACGCAGAGUCCGAUGCCACGGCGACGACGAUGAUUGUUUACAAACCCGUCUACACCGAGGAAUCCUCACCGGAGAAACCAAAACCAAUCAAUCCUAAGCAGAUCGUGCAAGAUUCCACCAGUCUUGACGUCUUAGGUCUCGGUUAUUGGGUAGAAGACGUCUCCACGCCAGCUCCAUCUCCCGGCGACUGGCAAAUCGGUGAUAUCAUUAUGAUUUCUCGCCAGCGCCUCGAUGUCAACGCAUCCACUCCGUCCGUGCUCGAAGACGGUGAUGCGGGUAUCGCCGCGCUUGAGCGCACGAAGUCUACCGCUGCUGCCGGUGAUUGGGCCAACAUCCGCUUUGUCUCCAGUGAUGACAUCGCCGACAUCGCUUUGCCUCAAAUUUAA
Molecule: messenger RNA, 3375 nt
Organism: Ostreococcus lucimarinus CCE9901
Lineage: Eukaryota; Viridiplantae; Chlorophyta; Mamiellophyceae; Mamiellales; Bathycoccaceae
Exons: 1
Coding region: 1-3375 (1124 amino acids)
Biological process (GO): protein ubiquitination
Molecular function (GO): ubiquitin-protein transferase activity
Source: RefSeq, a predicted model, not a curated record